Medicago truncatula (barrel medic) is the source of this 890-nucleotide messenger RNA. Its product is annotated as basic leucine zipper 43. The record is from RefSeq and is a predicted model, not a curated record. Lineage: Eukaryota; Viridiplantae; Streptophyta; Magnoliopsida; Fabales; Fabaceae. The transcript has a single exon. Gene Ontology annotation, biological process: regulation of DNA-templated transcription. The coding region runs from base 119 to 694 and encodes 191 amino acids. Gene Ontology annotation, molecular function: DNA-binding transcription factor activity.
CUCCCUAUAUAUACUAACUAGUCCCACUCAUUUUCCAUCCAUCUCCAAAUCAAAUUAAAUUCCAUACUCCAACAAUUUUUGCUUCAAAUCCUCACAAUCUUAUAUUCAUUAUUCCACCAUGCAAACCAAAGAGAUUAAUACAGGACUCAAUUAUUUACUCCCAUAUUCAGAUCCAUCUCCCUAUCCACCAUGUAACUAUAACAUGAUCCAAAACACCAUCCAAACACCUCAACAUCCAAAACUCUCCAACCAAUUCUAUGGUUUCAACCAAAACCCUAUUCAAAUUCUCCAAGACUUCAGUCCUCCAUCCUCAUGCAUAAGCAGCAACUCAACUUCCGACGAAGCGGACGAACAAAACCUAGGUCUAAUCAACGAAAGAAAACAUCGAAGAAUGGUAUCGAACCGAGAGUCAGCACGCCGGUCGCGAAUGAGGAAACAAAAACAGCUUGAUGAGCUUUGGUCACAAGUUGUUUGGCUAAGGAAUGAAAAUCAUCAAUUACUAGAUAAGCUCAACAAUUUCUGUGAGACUCAUGAUAAAGUUGUCCAAGAGAAUGUUCAAUUGAAAGAACAAGCUUCGGAACUUCGACAAAUGGUGUGUGAUAUGCAGUUACAUAGUUCUUGUCUUCCUUUGAGUCCUCUUGAAGAUGUUCCUAGCAUCACUUCACCAAAUGUUAAAUCUGAUUCUUCAAACUAAUAAAUCACAAGUUCUGUUGAUUUGUUAGGGUAAAUUUGAAGAUAAGAGUCACAAGAGCAAGUUUUAAUAACUCUUCAAUUUUUCAUCUUUUAGUUCUUCUGUUUUUUUGAGUUCUAUGAGGUGAAACCAUGAAAGGCAAUAACAUGUUUUGUUUAAUUUGAGUAUCUUUAUUUUAAGUUUAUGCUCAUUAACUUUA